This is a messenger RNA of Adineta ricciae, 621 nucleotides long. The record is from the annotation of a GenBank genome assembly. Lineage: Eukaryota; Metazoa; Rotifera; Eurotatoria; Adinetida; Adinetidae.
AUGUUAUCUAAAGAUCCAUUCUAUGCUGUUCGUUUCGGUCGAGCUGAAAAUCUCUUUUCACAAAUAGACAAAGAUGAUUUGAUGUUAUCGAUAAAUGAAAAUGAAAAGAAUUUACUUCAUCCUACAAUUGUUACUUUUCCAUCUGCUGAGAAUAAAUUCAAAAUGGAUUUAGGCACAGAAGAUAAAACUAUACCCAGUCAUGAAAUAGCUCGUUGUUUUGGUUGUGGUGCACAACUUCAAUGUUCUGAUCGAACGAAAGCAUAUGAGGUCGAUGAACAAGUCUAUACAGAUAUUCAAGCAGAAAUUAAAAGAGAAUGUGUCUUGAUUAUUUUAGUUGUCGAUCUUCUUGGUACACCUAAUUCAAUUAGCCGAUCAUGGGCACAUUGCGUCGACCAAACAUCUCAGCUGACAAAGUCCUCAUUGAAUAUUGUAACUGUUCUCGGAAACAAAGUUGAUCUUUUGCCAAACGGUGGUGUUUAUCUGCCUGGUGCAACUAAUACGGGCAAGAGUAGUUUAUUCAAUAGUUUAAUUGAUUCAGAUCUGUGUCAUAUUCAUGCACUUGAUUGUAUUCAACGUGUGACCAUAUCGAAUCUUCUCCUUUUUACUCAGGAACGACAGUGA